Messenger RNA from Manis pentadactyla (Chinese pangolin), 2605 nucleotides. RefSeq names its product RWD domain containing 4 (gene RWDD4). The record is from RefSeq and is a predicted model, not a curated record. NCBI's taxonomy places the organism in Eukaryota, Metazoa, Chordata, Mammalia, Pholidota, Manidae. Bases 268 to 831 code for a protein of 187 amino acids. Gene Ontology annotation, molecular function: protein binding. The transcript has 7 exons.
GGGCCUUUGCCAGACCCCCCCCCUCCCUCCGGCUGCGCUCCGCGGACCCCCGGACUCCCCACCUGCCGCUGCCUCGCGCAUAGACCCCAGGCGGCGGCCUCACGCUGCGGGAGGGCUGGGGCCCGUCUGACUCGGCCUCCGGGGCUAAGGGUGCACCUCCUGCAGCCGAGGGCGCUGAAGGGGGACGCCCCGGCCUCGGGGCCACAGCUGUCGCUUUCUCGUUGUCACGAACGCCGUCCGCCCGGGUGGCGCCCCCCGACCGGCGCGAUGAGUGCCAACGAGGACCAGGAGAUGGAACUAGAAGCAUUACGUUCAAUUUAUGAAGGAGAUGAAAGUUUCCGGGAAUUAAGUCCAGUUUCAUUUCAAUACAGGAUAGGUGAAAAUGGUGAUCCCAAAGCCUUCUUAAUAGAGAUUUCCUGGACAGAAACAUAUCCCCAGACACCUCCAGUUAUAUCUAUGAAUGCUUUUUUUAACAACACCAUAUCAUCAGCUGUAAAGCAGAGUAUAGUAGCCAAGUUACAGGAGGCAGUGGAAGCUAACCUCGGGACCGCCAUGACUUACACUUUGUUUGAAUAUGCCAAGGACAAUAAAGAGCAGUUCAUGGAGAAUCACCAUCCCGUUAAUUCUGUGACACCCAUAAGCAAUAUCAUCUCCGUUGAAACUCCUAAUAGAGCCCCAUCAAGUAAGAAAAAAGACAAGAAAGAACAACUUUCAAAAGCCCAGAAACGUAAGCUGGCAGACAAAACAGAUCAUAAAGGAGAACUUCCUCGAGGAUGGAACUGGGUUGAUGUGGUAAAGUUAAGCAAAACUGGCUCAAAAGAUGAUGAAUAGUGCUUGGAGUUUGAGACAAGGCGAGAACAUCCUUCGAAAAGUAACCUGGUUCAAAAUCUUUCAUUACUUCCUUCUAUUGAGGUGGCUUUUUAUAAAACAGAAUUUUUUUGUAUGUUUCUUACAUAAAAAAUGUUUGAAGCUGAAAGUUCAUUAAGAGUUCUGGUCAUAUUAAAUUAUUUUUACAAACUUGCCUUAAUAAAAGGUGAAAAUGUUACUGCUCAGUAUACUUUAUGAAGCAGUUGAACUUUGUAAAUGGACAUUGAGAAUAAUAAAUAAUCAGUGUUAAUUUAUAUGAUCUUAUUCUAGUGGAUGUGAUAUUUUCUUAAAGGAGUAUGAAGCCCAUUUCAAACACUUACCCCAGUGGAGCAGAACACUGAGUGAACAAUUAUUCCAUGGCAUGAUCUAUAUUAAUAGGCUUCUCAUCUUAAUAAAAGUUCCACCUUUUCUUUCUCUUAAUUGCUGAAGUAUAAAUUGUUUCAGAGAAAUUUAAAUAUUGGUAUUUGGAUUUUACACAUAAUAUUCUUUUUAGUUUAUUUUUUUCAAGGGUGAACUUCUUUUUAAUAAAUGAGUAUCUGUUUAUAGUUUUCUCUUGGUUUGGGUCACAAUGUUUGAUCAUGAGCUUUGAAUGGUGUGUGGAAUAGGAGAAUGUAAGACCAAAUCUGCCAAAUACAUUAGAAAGCAUUUUAUAGAAGUGCUGGUUCCCAUUUCUCUCUUCUGCAUAUACCAGGAUGGGAGUAAAAGAUGCCUUAAUGUUUAAUUUUUGUAUUGUUGUGACGGUGGUUUUAAUAAAUUCCUAUUUAUCCGCUGUUGUCUCUUUUUAGUUGUUUGGUACCUGAGGUCUUCUUCUAAAUGGCUUAAUAUUAAAACCACAUUUCAAAUCUUGUUUCUUUUCAUGUACCAAAUGUGUUUCUCAGCCUGAAUAUCUUUGUAAUAAUAGACAUAAAGGUCUUUCAAGUGCUGAGUGGUAGUACAUGCUUGAUUUUUUUUUUUAAACAUUGAUAAGGGAAGCUAUUAGUAUUGUUUUACCAGAAAGUUAUUGAUGUGUGUGUGCGAGUGACAGUGAUUCUGUAUAUGCUGCCCAGCUUUAAAAACACUUAGAACUACUACUGCUUGUGGAAGGCAGAUUCCGGUUUCUUAAGUCAGACCUCGGCAGUGAUGGGCUAAGGAUUUAAAGAAUAAUUAAUUUUGAAAGCAGUUUCCUUAGCAUAAGAGCAAUGUAAGUUUAUCCAUGGUUUUUACUGGGUUAACAUUGGCUUCAGUAAUCGUUUGAAUUAUGAAGUAAGUUAUAAUUAUGGUGAAGAAGUUUAAUCUCAUUCAAAAGCUGAACUACGUUUGACUUCUUGAAUCAAUGUGAUAGAAACAUGAAAAUUUAGAACCACUGGAAUAUGCCAACUUUGGGGAUUAUGUGUGUAGUUUCUGUUGUGUUGAUUUGUUUGCCUGGUUUUGUUAAAUUGCUACAUCUGUUAGUGGAAGAAAAUAACUUUGUUUUGUUCUGAAGAUUCCAAAAUUGUUCAGGCUAUUGUGAUUCAUAGAUUACAAAGAAUAAUGUUAGUUCAAUGCCAACGAACUGUUUUUACUCUUUUUAUAUCAAAUAUACAAAUAUUGGGGGGUGAUGGCAGUGGUGCCUCUUAUUACUUAUGUAAAACACUUGAACAAUCUCAUCUAUAUUGCCAUCAUCUGUUUAAUACUCCCAGUAUAUUUUCUCAGUCUGUUUACUUAAAAUUGUAUGGAAUGACAUAUUAAUAAGCAAUAAAAUCUGACUUGCACACAGUGA